Molecule: messenger RNA, 2643 nt
Organism: Cylas formicarius (sweet potato weevil)
Lineage: Eukaryota; Metazoa; Arthropoda; Insecta; Coleoptera; Brentidae
Gene: hay
Product: general transcription and DNA repair factor IIH helicase subunit XPB
Exons: 5
Coding region: 261-2609 (782 amino acids)
Biological process (GO): transcription initiation at RNA polymerase II promoter; nucleotide-excision repair
Cellular component (GO): transcription preinitiation complex; nucleotide-excision repair factor 3 complex; transcription factor TFIIH holo complex
Molecular function (GO): ATP binding; hydrolase activity; DNA binding
Source: RefSeq, a predicted model, not a curated record
UGAUUUUGAAUUCGCCUAGCAAGAAAUUGUUUCCUUUCGAUUCGCGUCAUUUCGUACCGCUAUUAAGUCGCAGUUUAUCCGCUUCUUAGCGGAUUUUUCGUAUCGCUUUCAUUUUGCGCUUACAACAGCACAUUAACGAAUAUCACAUCGGGUUUUUUUGCGGCGCCACGUCGAGUUGAUGUUAGUUUGUUGUCAUUGUUGAACCUAACCUCAAACCGCUUAGUUGUCAUGCGAGUGUCGUCUAAUAUUGCGCGAUAGUUAUGGGGCCACCGAAGCGCCCGAGUUCGCGCCUAGAUAAACAGUCGAAGAGGCGUAAAAAGGAAGAGGAAGACGCGUGGAUCCCGGACGAUGAGGAUAUAUUGGAAGGCGAUGAGGCGGCAGUGCCGGGCGCGGCUGCGAAAGACGCCGAAAAAAACGACGAAAAAGUGCAGGAGGACGAGUUCGGAGCCAAGGACUAUCGUCCGCAGAUGGUGCUAAAGCCGGACAACGCGUCUAGACCUCUGUGGGUAGCCCCCAACGGCCACAUUUUUCUAGAGUCCUUUUCUCCCGUUUACAAACACGCUCACGACUUUCUGAUAGCGAUCUCGGAGCCGGUGUGCCGCCCCGAGCACAUACACGAAUACAAACUGACGGCCUAUUCAUUGUACGCCGCCGUGAGCGUCGGAUUGCAAACCAACGAUAUUAUAGAGUACUUAAAACGACUCAGCAAGACUAGCGUACCUGACGGCAUAGUGGAUUUCAUUAAAUUGUGCACGUUAUCUUACGGUAAAGUAAAAUUAGUGCUAAAACACAACAAGUACUUUGUAGAAAGCCCCUAUCCGGAGGUACUCCAGAAAUUACUCAAAGAUCCUGUUAUACAAGAGUGUAGGUUACGUAGGAACGUCGAAAGUGACUCGGAGGGACUUAUAACGCAGGUUCAAGACAAAAAAAACGUGCCCAAUUUUGGAACCAAAGCGGGUCCGUCGGCUGACACCGGUCCGUCAGAGUCGGCCGUGCCCGACGACAUCACAAAUUUCUACGAGAAAAUCGACAACGAGGAGGACGAGGAGGAGAACGCGCUCGAAACCGUUUCGUUCGAGGUCAACCAAGAGAAAAUCGAGGUGAUCCAAAAGAGGUGCAUUGAAUUGGAGUACCCGCUGCUCGCCGAAUACGAUUUUAGAAAUGACACCGUUAAUCCGGACAUCAACAUCGACUUGAAACCGUCAGCAGUGUUGAGACCCUACCAGGAAAAGAGCCUCCGAAAAAUGUUCGGCAAUGGUCGAGCCAGGUCGGGCGUCAUCGUAUUACCCUGCGGGGCGGGGAAGUCGUUGGUGGGCGUGACCGCUUGCUGCACGGUCCGCAAGCGGGCGUUGGUGCUCUGCAACUCAGGCGUGUCCGUAGAACAAUGGAAGCAGCAGUUUAAGAUGUGGUCCACAUCAGACGACAGCAUGAUAUGUCGGUUCACCUCCGAGGCCAAAGACAAACCGAUGGGAUGCAGCAUCCUGGUAACCACAUACUCGAUGAUAACGCACACCCAGAAACGCUCGUGGGAGGCCGAGCAGACGAUGAAGUGGCUGCAGGACCAAGAGUGGGGCAUCAUGGUCCUCGACGAGGUCCAUACGAUCCCUGCGAAAAUGUUCCGCAGGGUUCUGACCAUCGUUCAGUCCCAUUGCAAGCUCGGACUGACCGCCACUUUGCUGCGUGAAGACGACAAGAUCGCCGACCUCAACUUUCUGAUUGGGCCCAAGCUCUACGAAGCCAACUGGCUGGAAUUACAAAAAAAGGGAUAUAUCGCUAGGGUGCAGUGCGCAGAGGUUUGGUGCCCGAUGGUGCCGGAAUUCUACAGGGAGUACUUGCUGUGCAAGACGAGCAAGAAACUGCUGCUCUACGUGAUGAACCCGAACAAAUUCCGGGCGACGCAGUACCUGAUCCGGUACCACGAGCGUCGCGGUGAUAAGACUAUAGUGUUUUCCGACAACGUGUUUGCCUUGAAGCACUACGCUAUCAAGAUGAACAAGCCGUACAUCUACGGGCCGACGUCGCAAGGCGAACGGAUCCAGAUCCUGCAGAAUUUCAAGUUUAACCCUAAAGUGAACACGAUAUUCGUGAGCAAAGUGGCGGAUACAUCAUUCGACCUGCCCGAGGCCAACGUGCUCAUACAGAUAUCGUCACACGGCGGCUCGAGACGGCAGGAAGCUCAGCGUUUGGGGCGUAUUCUGCGAGCGAAAAAAGGGGCCAUAGCCGAGGAAUAUAAUGCGUUCUUUUACACGCUGGUGUCGCAAGACACGAUGGAGAUGGCCUACUCGAGGAAACGUCAGAGGUUCCUCGUGAACCAGGGUUACAGCUACAAGGUGAUCACCAAGCUGGCCGGCAUGGACCAGGAGGCAGACCUGAUGUACAAAACAAGGGAGGAGCAGGGCCAGCUGCUGCAACAGGUGCUCGCGGCCAGUGACAUCGACUGUGAGGACGAAAAAGUGCCUGGUGAAGGGGGCCCUCGAGGGGGCGGAGCCGUUGGCAGGAAAGUGGGCGGGCUCGGGUCCAUGUCCGGAGGCGACGACGCGGUCUACUACGAGUUCAAAAGGUCUUCGAACGUCAACAAACAUCCACUGUUUAAGAAAUUCCGUUACUGAUUGUUACGUUUUUUUUUUUGGAAAUAAAUGAAUU